This is a messenger RNA of Coffea eugenioides, 1278 nucleotides long. RefSeq lists its product as uncharacterized. The transcript has 5 exons. The record is from RefSeq and is a predicted model, not a curated record. Lineage: Eukaryota; Viridiplantae; Streptophyta; Magnoliopsida; Gentianales; Rubiaceae. The coding region runs from base 120 to 1169 and encodes 349 amino acids.
GAAAUAGCUACUGAGCUUCCACCAUCCUGCGCUAGACAUUUGUACCUCCUCUUUUUCUUUCUAACUGGGAUUGAGUGACCGGAGAGAAUUUCACCGGCGACCGGCCGUGAAAUCUGAAAAUGCUGACGGCGAGAACCUUUCUAUGCAAGCCAUUCAACUCAAGACCGCCUUCGUGGGCGCCGAGCAGCGUUAACCACGUCGCAGCUGCUAACACCAAGAAAAGGCAGAGUGAUACUAAUUUUGAUAAAUUCAAGACCAAGGAGAAUAAGGGGUGGUUUAAAUUUGGAAUUACUAGUACUGGACUUUAUCUUUCCAGUGGGGCUCGCCGUCGCCGGAAUUCCACUCCCAUUACAACAACCGCCGGCGUCGGUGGUGACAGUUCAGUUACAGAGUUGGAUGACAAUAUAAGGAAAUUACUGCAAGCUGUCUUAUGGGUUGCUGAGGGAGUCUACAUUUUGUGGCUCUUCUUGCUUCCUUAUGCUCCAGGGGAUCCUGUGUGGGCUAUCAGUUCAGAGACGGUCAAUUCUCUAGUGGGCCUGUCUCUCAAUUUCUUCUUCAUUUUGCCGCUGUUGAAUGCUGUUGGAGUUCAUACAUUGGAGGCACCAGUGCUUCACCCGAUGUCUGAGGGAUUGUUCAACUUUGUUAUCGGUUGGACCUUGAUGUUUGCUCCUCUACUGUAUACCGAUUGGAGAAGAGACAGAUAUGGGGGUUCGUUGGACGUUCUGUGGGGAUUCCAAAUGUUCCUUACAAAUACAUUCUUGAUACCAUACAUGGCCAUCCGUCUGAACAAGAUCGGCACGGAAUAUAAUCCAAGGAAGACGUCUCAGCUAGGUUCCAUUAUGACUAAAGGUGCACCAGUUGUUGGACUGAUUGGUGCAGCUGUUUGUCUGCUAUCCACAGUGUGGGCGCUCUACGGACGAGGAGAUGGAAGUUUUGGGAGUGUACCGGAAAGAUUAGAGUUCUUGAUGAGUUAUCUGGGCUCUGAAAGGCUUGCAUAUGCCUUUGUUUGGGAUAUCUGUUUUUAUGUAAUAUUCCAGCCAUGGUUGAUAGGAGACAACAUACAAAAUGUUCAGAAAGAUAAUGUUGCUGUAGUUAGGUAUCUUAGAUAUAUCCCUGUAGUUGGUUUAGUAGCAUACUGUCUUUGUUUGAAUCCAGAUCAGGAGACAUAGCUGGAAUAUACAUCAGCUCACUAUAGGUGUUUAAUUCUUCAACUUUAUCUGAUACUCAGCUCACAUUUUCUGUUCCUAUAAAAUUUUUAUCUUGUAGUUUCUAUUUAAA